Molecule: messenger RNA, 2260 nt
Organism: Seminavis robusta
Lineage: Eukaryota; Bacillariophyta; Bacillariophyceae; Naviculales; Naviculaceae
Source: the annotation of a GenBank genome assembly
GUCAUGGGGAAACAGAAGACAACAGCUUCGUCCGUCCACGUACAUGUAGGUGUAGUCUACUAUUAAUAGUAUUGCAGUACCGCAGCUGUAGUAGGGAGCUUGUUCUUCGUCUUCUGCGCUGUGGAUGUUGACUAUUGCCGAAAGAGGCAGGAAUUUCGAACUUUAUCUUCCUCCUAAAAACGGUAACUUGCUGCCAGGAUGGACAGCAUUGUGAGGACUGUGGCUGACUAUGCCCUCAUUACCAAGCACUCCAAACGAAGCAGCAAUCCGAAUUGGCAUCGAAAUAGCAGCGGCACCAGCAGUAGAACCGAUGCCUCCCCAGAGCUACCAUUUGUGGUUGGUUCUGGCCUUGGCCGCACUGGGACUCAUUCCCUACAGGCAGCUUUAGCAACUCUUGGCUACCACAGUCGAUUCCACAUGAGCGAAAUAAUGGGUCGUUAUGUUUCUCCAGAACCCUGGUUUGAGCUUGCAAGAACGGAAAGGGCAGCUGGAGUAAAGAACAAGACAUUGGCCUUGCAGGCAGCACAAUCUGUGAUUGAUCAAGGAUACAGGGCCACCACCGACUAUCCUUGUUGCCUGCUCUACCCAGAGUUCCUAGAGCUCACAGAUGGCAAAGUCAUUUUAUCAGUCCGUUCCAAUGCAAGUGGUUGGAAGAAAUCCAUAUUGGAAACACUUGCAGUUCUUCCACGUCCAUUUUUCAAGCCACCAUUUUCAUUGAUCUAUCAUACAAGGCAGUUUGCUGAAGUGUUAGAUCCUUGGCUGUGGGAACGAAUGGGUGGCAUUGCGGAAAUAGGGCAAAUGGAUUUUCCCAAGGAAUCACUGCAUGACUAUGAACACAAACUUGAAUCUGCGUAUACACAAUGGAUUGAAACUGUCAAACAACAAGUCCCUGCUGAAAAGCUCCUUGUACAUCAUCCCCAGGACGGAUACCCCCCACUCUGUGAAUUUCUAGGAAUCAAGGAGGAGAAUUGCCCAAAGGAAGAUUAUCCUCAUCUUGCCAACACUCUAGCAUUGAAACGGGCAACAAGAGUACUUGAGAUUGUGACGGAAACCUUUUGGCCAGUGGUGGGAUUGCUUGUGCUCUUGAUGGCAUUUUUGAUCGGACGAUCUCUUCCAUGCGGGCUUCGAAAAACGACGGAUCUCAAAACCAAAAAGACGAGAUAACAUACUCACCUAACUCUUCUCAGUGAGCUACAAGGUGGCCGGAAACAGGCUGGGAAAGUGGUUUGAAUGUGGCUGGUCAACAAUGUGAUGAACAAUCGGCAGCAGCGAGCGAAGAUUUUCAUGCGUGAUUUCGCACAAUUAUCACUUGCUUCGGCAUGCAGCAUCGUGCUGUUGUCUUGGCAAGCAGAGUCCCAAAGGGCAACCGGAUCAGCAAAAAGUUGGUCUAUCUGCCCUUUCUUGUUAUGUUGCGUCUCCAGUUGUGUGGAAAUACGAUAGUUUUGAGCCGCAGUUGUGAGCCAAGUAUCUGACGAGCAACCCUGCACUCCCCUUACUUGUCGUCUUUUUGUUUUGAAAAAUGUGCUCGACACAAACUUUUUGCACUUUGGUGCACCGCUCCCUGCAUUUCAGCACUCGUUCUACUAGUCGUUGGAUGGUUUGCUUGUGUAGCCGACACUCACCGAGCGUACCAUAGGUAGUCUACCGACGUAUCCGCGGGUCAACAAGGUUGGUUACAAAACAGGCUUGCCAGGUGGCUGUGGUCGCCCUCGUGGUCAGCUCACGCGCGAUACGUAGACGUAGGACCCACCCGGCCCAUUGGUAAUGGAAGCAUGCGUCGGCCAUGCCUUGGCACUGCAAAUCUAUGAAAGUGUACGUAUACGAAGACUUUGCUGAAGCGCAGCGGCCAUGCCGGUAUCCCAGCAAGUAUUGGAAGCUGCUAGCCUAGUAGAGAGCUUUUGUUACGCUGAUGCUGACCACCGGAGUGGUCACAAAAACAGAACAGUCGGACCAGCUCUGGAUAGAGGCCCAGCACGAGCCAAAGACAAUUCCAUCACCAGACGCAACUCCAGGACUCGACUCAUUCCUGGACCAGGGCCUGAUCCUGCCCCAGGUCAACCACAAGAUCAGGAAGCACUUCAGGAUCCACACCAGAACCAACCGAAGCCACACGCUGAGACCUGCUCCAGUAGCUGUACCUGGCUCUCUCCCAAGCCAUCUCUUGAGCCCAUCCGCACCACUUGAUGUUAGUCAGUUGGUCAUACGAUAUGUGCCAAACGAGGCAAUCUAGCUACCGUAGCUAUCUUAUUAUUAGUGCGAC